Entrophospora candida is the source of this 396-nucleotide messenger RNA. Lineage: Eukaryota; Fungi; Glomeromycota; Glomeromycetes; Entrophosporales; Entrophosporaceae. The record is from the annotation of a GenBank genome assembly.
AUGGUAAAUAACAGCGAAAAUGUGCAAAUAGAUAAUCAAAAUAUCAAAAAGUAUAAUGAAAUGAAAGAGAAAUUAAAAAGUAUAAUGAAUGAAUGGAUUGAAGAACAAACAAAAAUAAUUGGUGAAAAUGUUGAUAAUCAAGAUUUUAUGGAUGAAAUGGAAUCUCUUUUUAAAAAAGUAAUCAAACCUUUAGGGAAUGAGUUAGUGGAAGAGAAGUUUAAUUUAGAUAAUAAUUUAGAAAAGAGAAUUAGUUUGGAGAAAACAAAAAACGAACUUGAGGAAAGUUUAAAAAAGGACAAAGAAACCAAGAAAGAAGAAUUAGACCUAGAUGAUCUACUGAAAAAACACGCCAAACUCAUUAAGAACAAUGAGCCUCAAUCAGAGAUAGAAAAAUGA